AUGUUGGGUCUCGAGCCGCAAAAGAGGAACCGGGCGAACCAGAAGAACAAGGUGACCAAGUCGAAGAAGGACCAGAAAACGAUCAAGCCAGAAGACCUCGUCAAGGCCGAGCCAGGCUUGCAAAACCAUACGGCCUACCAUGAUGCUCGGUCGGGCUCGCCACUAGAGAUCAAGGCUCACACAAGCCAACCCAUGUAUCAUCAGAACCACUUUACCCCCACAUCCAUGGCUUCGCCGGCCGGCCCGGAGAGCCACUCGGCCCCACAAAUGCGACUGCUCACGCCGUGCAGCGAUGACAUGCUGUCGGCGGCGCAUCCUUUGCAUUUCAGUCCACCAGCCAGUGUCCUCGGCGCCUUCGACAUGCCGGCGUCACGGCACUGUGGACAUGAGCACGAGCAUUCGCUCGAGUCGGGUCAGGACCACGCUCUGUGGCCGGGAAGCCCGGCCUUCUCGACUUUCGAUGCCGCUUACAACCUUGAUGAAUAUUCGAUCGGCACAACGUGCGAUCACCACAUGGCUGCCGCCCAACAAGACGCGCAGCACGCCACGUCGGGACUCGGACUCGGCCUUUCCGGGCAUGUGGGUAUCAAGUCGGAGCAUUGGGAUACGGCGUACCGGCGGUGA
Molecule: messenger RNA, 624 nt
Organism: Verticillium alfalfae VaMs.102
Lineage: Eukaryota; Fungi; Ascomycota; Sordariomycetes; Glomerellales; Plectosphaerellaceae
Exons: 1
Coding region: 1-624 (207 amino acids)
Source: RefSeq, a predicted model, not a curated record